Hemiscyllium ocellatum (epaulette shark) is the source of this 3560-nucleotide messenger RNA. Its product is annotated as protein phosphatase 1 regulatory subunit 12A-like. The coding region runs from base 15 to 2798 and encodes 927 amino acids. Gene Ontology annotation, biological process: signal transduction. The transcript is spliced from 23 exons. Gene Ontology annotation, molecular function: phosphatase regulator activity; enzyme inhibitor activity; protein kinase binding. Gene Ontology annotation, cellular component: cytoplasm; Z disc; A band. The record is from RefSeq and is a predicted model, not a curated record. NCBI's taxonomy places the organism in Eukaryota, Metazoa, Chordata, Chondrichthyes, Orectolobiformes, Hemiscylliidae.
AGUGCGGUGGGAAGAUGGCGGAUGAUCGGAAGCGGGCGGACAACGCGAAACAUCGGCGGGGGGAGCAGCUUAAGCGAUGGCUCGGUUCCGAGACCGACCUGGAGCCGCCCGUCUUCAAGAAGAAGAAGACCCGAGUCAAGUUCGACGACGGUGCCGUGUUCCUGGCCGCCUGCUCGAGCGGUGAUACCGAGGAGGUGAAGCGGCUGCUGGACCGCGGGGCUGAUAUCAACUACGCCAAUGUGGAUGGGCUGACGGCGCUGCACCAGGCUUGUAUUGAUGAAAACCUUGAAAUGGUGAAGUUUCUCGUGGAGCACAGUGCAGAUACCAAUCAGCCAGAUAAUGAGGGCUGGACCCCACUGCAUGCUGUGGCAUCCUGUGGAUAUAUCAAUAUAGCUGAGUAUUUAAUAAAUAAUGGAGCCAAUGUUGCUGCUGUUAACAGUGAAGGAGAAAUCCCAUCAGAUAUUGCAGAGGAAUCAGCAAUGAAAGACCUUUUACAAGAUGAAAUAAAUAAGCAAGGAAUUGAUGUUGAGGCUGCAAGGAAAGAGGAGGAACACCGAAUGCUCCAGGAUGCCCGACAGUGGCUGAACAGUGGCAGAAUUGAAGAUGUAAGAAACACCAAAUCAGGUGGCACAGCUCUACACGUGGCUGCUGCAAAAGGCUACUUGGAGGUUUUAAAGCUGCUAAUUCAAGCUGGAUACGAUGUAAAUGUCAAGGACAAUGAUGGGUGGACACCACUGCAUGCUGCUGCUCACUGGUGCAAAGAAGAAGCCUGUAGAAUUCUUGUGGAGAAUUUUUCUGACAUGGAAGCUGUAAAUAAAGUGGGUCAGACACCUUUUGAUUUAGCAGACGAAAGUAUUAUUGAGCUUUUAGAGGAACUCCAGAAGAAACAAAAUAUUCUUCGUACUGAGAAACGAGCUGUGAGAUCAACACUCAUUGAAUCAACUGUAAAUUGCAAAGUCCAGGCCAAGCAUUUGAGUAAAGACACCAUCUUUUCUGAAGUAAAAGAAACAAAGCGUAAAUUGUCUGAUCGAGAAAAACUCAAUGAAGAAAGUAAGAAAGAUGAAUCCAGCAGUUCCAGUUCUGAAGAAGAGGAUGAUGCCUCUGACUCUGAGUCGGAUGUAGACACAGAGAAAUCAAAGCCAUCUAUCAAAAAUAAUAUAAACAGCAAACUGAACAGCCGAAGCUUGCAGCCAGCUCCAACUGCAGGGCAGUCCACUCAAUUCACAGCUACCACAACAACAAGAAAGAUUAUUAGCCCUUUUCUCAAAUCUACUGCCAAAGAUGAAGAAGGUAAAGAUGAAUCUCCAGCUUCUUGGAGAUUGGGGUUGAGGAAGACUGGAAGCCAUGAUGCACUGAGUGAAAUUAGUAGCUCCCAAGCACUGAAAGAGAAGGACUCAUUUGGGAUUAUCCGAUCUGCUUCAAGUCCACGUCUUUCAACCAUAUUUGAUAACCGGGAAAAGGAUAAAGAUAAUAAAACUAGGCUUGUGUAUGUUGCACCAACAAUUCCUAACAGAAGACUACAUAGCACAUCUGACAUUGAGGAAAAAGAAAAUAGGGAAUCAGCAGCUAGCCUUAUAAGAAGUGGUUCGUAUACAAGACGACAGUGGAAGGAUGACUUCAAAGAUACAAAUCAUGCAGGAAAUGAAAGCAGCAUGUCUGUAAAUGCAGCAACCACAAACACAGUGCCUUUAUAUCAGCGAAGGUCCUAUCUCACUCCUGUCCGAGAUGAAGAAGCAGAAUCCCAGAGAAAAGCUCGAUCCAGGCAGGCCAGGCAGACCAGAAGAUCAACACAGGGUGUAACACUAACAGACCUGCAGGAAGCUGAAAAGACAUUCAGUCGAUCUCGAGCUGAGAGACGGGCUCGGGAACAACAGGAGAAGGACGAGAAGGAAAAGCAAGAUGUGGAAAAGCAAGAUGAGAAAAAAAAGUCUUUAACAACACAGGAUACCGAAGAGUGCAAGCAGAAAUCAAGUCAAAGCCCAGAGAAAGAAUCUGGUGAUCGGCCAUCACGAUAUACGUCACAACCAGAUAGUACACUUGGACCUCUCGCAUCGCCUUCCACAUCAGGCAGCUUCCAGUAUUCAGGAAUCCAACCAAACAGACUGAAUGGAAUUAUAGAUCAAACAUCUUACAGCUCACACUCAAAGAUUUUUACCAAGGAAAUGGCGAACAAUGGUGACUCUGAGAAAACAGUUGAAGAUGACAAAGAUGUUAAUGACAGGCAACUGUUAAUAAGAGAAAGACGAAGGCCAAGGGAGAAGAGACGGUCUACUGGAGUGUCAUACUGGACUCAAGAUGGUGAUGAAAAUGAUGGAAAUGAAGAGGAGAAAGGCAUCUGGCAUGAUCGAAUCAGCAGGUUGGAUUCAGGAUCAUCAAAUUCUUCAUCAGCUGACAGUUACAGUGACCGUUUAUUAAGUCGAACCAGUUCGUACACGCGUAGGGAGCAUCGACUGUCAUCCCUUAGUAAAGUUGAACAGGAAGACAGGGUCAAGGAUUACAAGAAGUUAUAUGAAGAGGCCUUGACUGAAAAUGAGAAACUUAAAGCCAAACUGCAGGAGGCACAGCUGGAACUUGCUGAAGUAAAAACACAGCUGGAGAGAGCUUCACAGAAACAAGAUCGAAUUUCUGAUAAGUCUUCAAUGCUGGAGAUGGAGAAAAGGGAAAAACGUGCUUUGGAAAGGAAGGUUUCUGAAAUGGAGGAAGAGUUGAAGGUUUUAACAGAGCUGAAAUCAGACAACCAAAGGCUGAAAGAUGAGAAUGGUGCACUAAUCCGAGUAAUUAGUAAACUGUCAAAAUGAAGGCAGCCUCUCUGAGCAGGAGGCAAAGAAAGCCAGAUCAGCUGAAACAGUCUGCUUGCUCUGUGAAAGAAUCAUCACAGUAAAGAAGCAGUUUCCUCAGAAGUGGGGGAAGCUUCUGUUUAUAUCUUACCUGUUUGUGGCUUUCUCCCUGCAUAUGUUAUCUAUAAAUGUUCAUCAAACUGUGAUCUUAUUCACCAACUAUAAGGUCAUUAUUCACGUGUUCGAACAGCCUUGUUUACAAGAAAUGUUAGGGUGAAAGUUCUGAAUUCCUUUUUAAAAUUCCAGGUAUCUGUUUGUUAAGGGGAUGUUUGUAGCUUCUUGAAAUCAAGCUGCAAUUUGAAGUCUUUCAAGAAUGGCUUUAAGAAAUGCCUUCCACUAUGACAUCAGCUCAAUCAUGUUAACGGUGCACUUCACUUUAGCUGUGUGUUGGAAAGGAUCUUUGAUUAUGCAGUAUUCGCUUCUUUGCACAGUAAUUAAAAUCACUGCAGAACCAUGGCUUAUUUCUUUUUUAAAAUUAAAAACCAUCAGCUAGACUGUAUGGUACAGUAAGUAUUAAUUAAAGUGCAAUAUGCUGUUUUAUUAUUUUAAUGUGAUACUCAUUAGAUUCACUGCCUUUAUUUCACUUUACUUCUGCCUUCAUUAUUAACAGUGAAUUUUGAUUUCGUUUUGCAAUUUUUGUAACUUGGUUUAUUGAUCAAGCUCUAAUAUAUUCGAGGAGAAAGUGAGGUCUGCAGAUGCUGGAGAUCAGAGCUGAAAAGGUGU